AUGGUUGCUUACGGCACCUACGCGCUACUGUGGUUGUGGUGGACGGCGUGCCUGUGUCCGGUGAGCGGGCGAGACUUCAAGCUGGGCCUGCUGAUACCCCAGGGCCGGGCGCACCGCCUGUACGGCUGGGAAACUACGGCGGCUGCCACGUCCAUCGCCAUAGACACGGUCAUGCGGGACCCCAGCCUGCUGCCCGGACACACGCUCAGCGUCGUGUGGAGGGACUCCAGCUGUAACUCUAAAGUGGCGGCGGGAGCUGCAGUCGAGCUGAAAGUCCAGGAAGACGUAGAUGUUCUUUUAGCGCCACCGUGCGCCGAAGCCUGUAUCCAGUCUAGCCAGUUGGCGGCCUACUGGAACAUGCCGACCAUCUCCUGGUUACCGGUGGACCCGCAGCUUGAGAACAAGGCCCUGCUGAAGACCCUCGCCAGGACAUUCGUGCCCUCCAACAAGUUCGGCGUGGCGGUGGUGGAACUGCUCAAGCUGUGGUCUUGGAAAAGGCUCGGCAUCUUCUCGGAUUCCGGCUUCCUGUGUAAGUCGUCCACCGAGUCCCUGAAGCAGUACCUCGCCGCGAACAACGUGACCCUGGCGGGGGAGUACUCCUACGACAUCAAGUACCUGGACCCGCAACUCAUCUCCGAGAAGCUCAGGAUCCUCAAGCAGAACGCCAGGAUCAUCUACAUGUGCCACCCCUCCAUACCAGUGGAACGGUCCAUCCUCCUACAGGCCCAUGAACUUGAGAUGACGUCAGGCGAUUACGUCCUCAUCAAUGCCAAGUUGUCUAUCGAGGUCAAAGUUGACCAACCCUGGAGCAGUGACGACGGGCGAAACGCAGAGGCUAUCAAGGCGUAUGAGUCUGUGCUGGAGAUCGGGAUAAAGUUUCCUAACGAUCCUGCAGCCCAGCGAGUUCGGGACGACAUUCCCAAGAUAAUGGCCCAGGAGCCCUGGAACUAUCGCCUCGGCCUGUCUCUUGGGCUAAAGGGAGGAUUUGCGGCCCUGUACCUGCACGACGCUGUUCUGCUGUACGCCGUUGCGCUGAACGCGACCCUCGCGGCUGGGGAGGACCCGCGGGACGGGGGGAAGAUCUUACAGCACAUGAAGGGGACUAUGUUCAAGGGCACGUCAGGGUACGUGACUAUGGACGGCCGUGCGGACCGGGAGCCAGAGUUCAUGGUGUGGGACAUGGCGCCUAACGGCAAGUUCGAGGUGGUCGCUGAGUACGGCGUGGCGGUCAGCGGGCAGAGGAGGAUGGUGCAGCUGAGAGCAGUGGACUGGGGCAAUGGGGAGACCACACCACCGGCGGACGCACCCAAAUGUGGCUUCAAAGGCGAGCUCUGCGCGCCAAAGACACAAGGACGGGGUAGGAUCACCGUCAUCGUAUGUAUAGUGGCUGGCCUCCUACUGGUCGUCGGAGGAAUUGCAGCGUAUUAUCAACGGAAGAAGAAAUUCGAGGCCGACCUGAGCAGCAUGUCGUGGAGGAUGAACUUCGAGGAUAUCGACUUUUCUGCCGCCACGAAACAACUCAUGAGUCAGAUGAGCAUGAAGAGCAAGGGUACCUCCGGGUCGCGCAGCCAGGGCACGGGAGCGCCGUCCAAGACCACCCCCAGCCUGUACAGUGGCAAAAAGUCCACGCGUGCGCCUCCGCAGUGCGGCCGGUACGAGGGAAACUACAUCGCCGUGAAGAACGUGCGCAAACUGCAUAUCCAGGUAGACAAGGAACAGCUGCUGGAGUUUAAAGAGGCCAACCACGAAAACCUCAACCGCUUCAUCGGCGCAUGCGUGGAAGCGCCCCACAUCUGCCUGGUGUACGAAUUCUGCCCAAAAGGGAGUUUACAGGAUAUUCUGGAAAACGACGAUAUCAAGUUGGACAACAUGUUCAAACUCUCCCUGUUGUCAGACGUAGUGAAGGGUAUGGAGUACCUCCAUAGGUGUGCCGUGGCGUCCCAUGGUUCUUUGCGGUCCAACAAGUGUUUGAUUGACAACCGGUGGAUGGUGAAGAUCACGGACUUCGGCAUGGCGCGCUUCAAGGCCAACCAGGCCGAGAACCCGGAAGUCGGCGAGCACGAGGAAUACAUGAAGCUGCUGUGGACGGCCCCGGAGCUGCUGAGGAUGCCUUGCCCGCCGCUGAAGGGCACGCAGAAGGGAGACGUGUACAGCUUCGCCAUCAUCACACAGGAGGUCAUCAGCAGGGGGCAUCCGUACUGCGCCAACGACGCCACGCCCAGAGACAUCGUGGAGCGAGUGCGGAUGGGGACUAACCCGCUUGUGCGGCCGGUGGUGGACGAGGAGGGGGCCAGUCAGGAGGUCUGCACACUCAUGAAGCGCUGCUGGUCAGAGGCGCCGGAGGCCCGCCCUGACUUCAAGGCCAUCAGGAAGAUAUUCCGGAAAUGUAACAAAGGACGAGACGCGAACGUGAUGGACAACAUGAUCGUGAUCAUGGAGAAGUACGCGGCCAACCUGGAGUCGGUGGUGGCGGACAGGACCAAGCAACUGGUGGAGGAACAGAAGAAAACGGACAAGCUGCUGCACAGUAUGCUGCCCAGGCGAGUACCAAGCACACUUUCCCUGCGUAUCCACAUCAGUACGGAGCUGAAGCGUGCGCUGGACGAGAUGGGCGGGUUUAAGGUGGAGCACCGCGGCCAGAUGGAGAUUAAAGUUGAGACGGUGAAUGACUCCUACAUGGUCGUAUCGGGGAUCCCCGACAGGAACCCGGACCACGUGGAUCAGGUGGCCACGAUGUCGCUGAACCUGCUGAGUGAGGCUGCGCAGUUCACCAUUCGGCACCUGCCGUCUGCGCAGCUGCUUCUGCGCAUCGGCCUACAUACGGGACCUUGCGCCGCGGGGGUUGUCGGUCUGUCCAUGCCUCGGUACUGUCUAUUCGGGGACACGGUCAACACAGCGUCUAGGAUGGAGUCAAAUGGGAGAGCCCUGCGUAUCCACAUCAGUACGGAGCUGAAGCGUGCGCUGGACGAGAUGGGCGGGUUUAAGGUGGAGCACCGCGGCCAGAUGGAGAUUAAGGGAAAGGGGAUGCAGGACACCUUUUGGCUGGUCCACAAGCAGGGAUUCCACAAACCACUGCCCAUGUCUCCUCCCGAAGACUUGGUGGCCGGCGGGAUCGUGCCCAAGUCUUCCGUCACGUUCACGUUCAACGCUUGACGACAUCACGUCACUUCCGUGUUGUGUGACGUCACUUCCGUGUUGUGUUGAACAUGUUCAGCGUGUAACAUGCGAUAAGGCCACACCAAUUUAAUUUGUUGCUUCUCGGAUUCCAUUUUUUUCUGAUUUGUAAAAAAAUAAGGUUUUAGGUUCUGAAUCAACUGCAAGAUGCUCAAUAAAAGACAUGUUUUGGGCCCUACAGUUGAGGAAAGUCCCUUUCUUCCUAAUUGUUAAAGUUUUUCGAUGUACCAAUGCAACUUAGUGUCAUUUAAAGUUCAAAAUCUGUUGUUUUAAUUAUAAACCAGACUGGUAUGUUGACUUCAUGACUCAUUUCGUAGCAUUUAUGGCUAGCUAUCAUGGGGAGUUUUUUUUCGCCCACUCGCUUCAUCUUUUUUUCUGAAAAAAUCCGAGAAGCAACAAAUUAAAUUGGUGUGGCCUAAGGGAGCAUGUACGCCGGCAGAACGUACUGCAUCUGCCCGAAACCCGUAAUGUAUUAGAGUAGAGUAGAGUAGACUAGUCUCUUCUGUCUGGUAGGACUGUCGAUGUCCAGUCAAGAAGAGCGGCCAAGAAGAGUAUUGUGCAUAGCACUUCAGGAGAACGUCUCAUAUGAGGUCGUAUUCGCGUAUAUAGCUAUCGCUAUCACUUAACACUUUAUAUAUAAAUUAUAAUAUAUCUAAGGUUGACAACCCCCCCCCCGGCUA
Branchiostoma belcheri (Belcher's lancelet) is the source of this 3854-nucleotide messenger RNA. Its product is annotated as atrial natriuretic peptide receptor 1-like. The transcript is spliced from 24 exons. Gene Ontology annotation, cellular component: membrane. Gene Ontology annotation, biological process: intracellular signal transduction; protein phosphorylation; cGMP biosynthetic process. Bases 1 to 3153 code for a protein of 1050 amino acids. Lineage: Eukaryota; Metazoa; Chordata; Leptocardii; Amphioxiformes; Branchiostomatidae. The record is from RefSeq and is a predicted model, not a curated record. Gene Ontology annotation, molecular function: ATP binding; guanylate cyclase activity; protein kinase activity.